Enhydra lutris kenyoni (northern sea otter) is the source of this 2474-nucleotide messenger RNA. RefSeq names its product leucine rich repeat and fibronectin type III domain containing 2. The transcript has 2 exons. Gene Ontology annotation, molecular function: protein binding. Gene Ontology annotation, cellular component: postsynaptic density membrane; cell surface. The record is from RefSeq and is a predicted model, not a curated record. The coding region runs from base 96 to 2474 and encodes 792 amino acids. Lineage: Eukaryota; Metazoa; Chordata; Mammalia; Carnivora; Mustelidae.
GAUAGGUGAAGCCCUGGUAGGGCAUUAGGAAGUUGCCUCUUGACCCUGACCUUGUGUCCUUCCCUUCCAGGCACCGCAGCCUGAGUGACCAGACCAUGGAGACCCUGCUUGGUGGCCUGCUGGCGUUUGGCAUGGCGUUUGCCGUGGUCGACGCCUGCCCCAAGUACUGCGUCUGCCAGAACCUGUCUGAGUCACUGGGGACCCUCUGCCCUUCCAAGGGGCUGCUCUUCGUGCCUCCUGACAUUGACCGGCGGACGGUGGAGCUGCGUCUGGGUGGCAACUUCAUCAUCCACAUCGGCCGCCAGGACUUCGCCAACAUGACGGGGCUGGUGGACCUGACCCUGUCAAGGAACACUAUCAGCCACAUCCAGCCCUUCUCCUUCCUGGACCUCGAGAGCCUCCGCUCCCUACACCUCGACAGCAACCGGCUGCCCAGCCUUGGGGAGGACACCCUGCGGGGCCUGGUCAACCUGCAGCACCUCAUCGUGAACAACAACCAGCUGGGUGGCAUUGCCGACGAGGCCUUCGAGGACUUCCUGCUCACACUGGAAGACCUGGACCUCUCCUACAACAACCUCCAUGGCCUGCCCUGGGGCUCCGUGCGGCGCAUGGUCAACCUCCACCAGCUGAGCCUGGACCACAACCUGCUGGACCACAUCGCUGAGGGCACCUUUGCCGACCUGCAGAAGCUGGCUCGCCUCGACCUCACCUCCAACCGGCUGCAGAAGCUGCCCCCAGACCCCAUCUUUGCCCGCUCCCAGGCCUCCACCUUGGCCGCCACACCCUUUGCUCCACCCUUGUCCUUCAGUUUUGGGGGAAACCCGCUGCACUGCAAUUGCGAGCUGCUCUGGCUGAGGAGGCUGGAACGGGACGAUGACCUGGAGACCUGCGGCUCCCCGGGGGGCCUCAAGGGCCGCUACUUCUGGCAUGUGCGCGAGGAGGAGUUUGUGUGUGAGCCACCUCUCAUCACCCAGCACACACACAAGCUGCUGGUUCUGGAGGGCCAAGCAGCCACGCUCAAGUGCAAGGCCAUUGGGGACCCCAGCCCCCUCAUCCACUGGGUUGCCCCCGAUGACCGCCUGGUGGGGAACUCCUCAAGGACCGCCGUGUAUGACAAUGGCACCCUGGACAUCUUUAUCACCACGUCUCAGGACAGCGGCGCCUUCACCUGCAUCGCAGCCAACGCUGCUGGGGAGGCCACAGCCAUGGUAGAGGUCUCCAUCGUCCAGCUGCCACACCUCAGCAACAGCACCAGCCGUACCGCUCCCCCCAAGUCCCGCCUCUCGGACAUCACCGGCUCCAGCAAGACCAGCCGGGGAGGUGGAGGCAGUGGGGGUGGGGAGCCUCCCAAAAGCCCCCCGGAACGUGCUGUGCUUGUGUCCGAUGUGACGACCACCUCGGCCCUGGUCAAGUGGUCAGUCAGCAAGUCAGCGCCCCGCGUGAAGAUGUACCAGCUCCAGUACAAUUGCUCCGACGAUGAGGUACUGAUCUACAGGAUGAUCCCAGCCUCCAACAAGGCCUUCCUGGUCAACAACCUGGUGUCAGGAACCGGCUACGACCUCUGUGUGCUGGCCAUGUGGGACGACACAGCCACGACCCUCACGGCCACCAACAUCGUGGGCUGCGCCCAGUUCUUCACCAAGGCUGACUACCCACAGUGCCAGUCGGUGCACAGCCAGAUCCUGGGCGGCACAAUGAUCCUGGUCAUCGGUGGCAUCAUCGUGGCUACACUACUGGUCUUCAUCGUCAUCCUCAUGGUGCGGUACAAGGUCUGCAACCAGGAGGCCCCGGGCAAGCUGGCAGCUGCUGCUGUCAGCAAUGUGCACUCACAAACCAACGGAGCCCCACCACCUGCUCUGGCUGGCGUGCCCGGCGGGGCCCCCACGCAGGGUCCACCCAAGGUGGUGGUACGCAAUGAACUUGUGCAGUUCAGUGCCAGCCUGGCCCGGGGCAGCGACUCCUCUUCCUCCAGCUCCCUGGGCAGUGGGGAAGCCGCAGGGCUGGGACGGGGCCCCUGGAGACUCCCACCCCCUGCCCCCCGCCCCAAGCCUAACCUUGACCGCCUGAUGGGGGCCUUUGCCUCCCUGGACCUCAAAAGUCAGAGAAAGGAGGAGCUGCUGGACUCCAGGACUCCAGGCGGGAGAGGGUCUGGGACAUCGGCCAGGGGCCACCACUCGGACCGAGAGCCACUGCUGGGGCCUCCUGCAGCCCGGGCCAGGAGCCUGCUCCCCUUGCCCCUGGAGGGCAAGGCCAAGCGCAGCCAUUCCUUCGACAUGGGGGACUUUGCUGCUGCAGCUGCGGCAGCUGGCGGGGUCGCCCCCGGUGGCUACAGCCCGCCUCGGAGGGUCUCGAACAUCUGGACAAAGCGCAGCCUCUCUGUCAAUGGCAUGCUCUUGCCCUUUGAGGAGAGUGACUUGGUGGGGGCCCGGGGGACUUUUGGCAGCUCCGAGUGGGUGAUGGAGAGCACGGUGUAG